Messenger RNA from Hyaena hyaena (striped hyena), 1811 nucleotides. It is a transcript of the gene NUDCD2, whose product is annotated as NudC domain containing 2. The record is from RefSeq and is a predicted model, not a curated record. Gene Ontology annotation, cellular component: cytoplasm. Gene Ontology annotation, biological process: protein folding. Lineage: Eukaryota; Metazoa; Chordata; Mammalia; Carnivora; Hyaenidae. The transcript is spliced from 5 exons. Bases 301 to 771 code for a protein of 156 amino acids.
GUCGCAAGUCCGCCUUUGACGUCAUAUAGGUGGCAGUGCAGUCAGUUCUAAUUUCACUGGUUUCAGCCUACUCCCACUGUUCCUUGGGUAAACUCCCCGGGUUCCAGUUCUUUUAAACCGGCUACUGCCAGGGUCCUAAGUGGCCACUGAAAAGGAAAAAGGAACGUUCUGAGGCGUCGCUUACAUCCCUGCGCAUGUGCAGUGACCUGAGCCGCGAGUUCGGGGCGUGGUCUAAGCGUGGGGACUCCGCGCGUGCGCUCACCUCGCUUCUUGCGGUUGCUGCUGGGAGUCUCCUGGAGUAUGUCGGCCCCGUUUGAGGAGCGCAGCGGGGUGGUUCCGUGCGGAACGCCGUGGGGCCAGUGGUACCAGACCUUGGAGGAGGUGUUCAUUGAAGUUCAGGUGCCGCCAGGGACUCGUGCCCAGGACAUCCAGUGCGGCCUGCAGAGCCGGCAUGUGGCGCUGGCCGUGGGUGGUCGCGAGAUCCUUAAGGGCAAACUCUUUGAUUCUACAAUAGCUGAUGAGGGAACAUGGACUUUAGAGGACAGAAAAAUGGUCCGUAUUGUUCUUACAAAGACAAAGAGAGAUGCAGCAAAUUGUUGGACUUCUCUUCUAGAAUCUGAAUAUGCAGCUGAUCCUUGGGUGCAAGACCAAAUGCAGAGAAAACUUACUUUAGAAAGAUUCCAGAAAGAAAAUCCUGGGUUUGACUUCAGUGGAGCAGAAAUCUCAGGAAACUACUCUAAAGCCUUGGCACUUUUGAAGAUGACAAGCUAGUUUUGUACAAUCCCUCAUUCUGAGUUUUAUCUUAUAUUUCUUCUUGAUUAGAUUCAGGUUAUGCAUCUUUGGCAGGAGUGUUACAGAAGUAAUACCAUGUUCUUAUUGCAUCCUAUCAUGAGUUAGUAACUUUGAUUAGUCCUUUUUUCUGAUGGUAUUAGGUCACUGAAUAAGUGGGGUCUGCCAGUCUUAUCCACAGUAAAACUGUUCUUUUUAGGCUUAUAAUUAUUUUGUGGGAAAGUAGUUUCAGAAUACUACUUUGUUUUUCAUCAGACUUCCAACUAUAUCUAUAUGGACUCGUGAUUUGCUACUUUAUUCAGUGGGUUAAAUUCUAUUACUACCAUUACUGUGAUGCUCACAAUUUUUCUUGAUUUGGCCAGGGGAAGACCAUUCUAGGUGACUUCUUGACAUGUCCCAUCAUUAUUUGAGUAAUUUCUUACUCCCUGCGUGAGAUACACCAGGCUUAUGGUUUCCCUGCCCUAGGUCAAGAAAAAGCCAUGUUUUUUUGUUUUUUUUUUAAUGUACCCUGGUUCUUUUAAAUGGAGGAUGUUAUUUAGAAGCCAAGAUUGUGUGCUAGUGAGCAAUUGCUGUUGGUAUGUGUAUAUGUUGCUUAUAUGUAUCUGUAUUUCUAUAUGUAUGUUGAAAACCAUGAGUUCACACACUUUCAUAUUUAAUCCCAUGGGGUUCAUUUUUCUUUUCUCCCUUUCUAUAAAACAAUAACACCAAGAAGCCUGAUUCCUAUUAUCCUUAAUAUGUUUGGUUCCCUAUUCUAGGUCGUCUCUUCACAUGAAUUCCUUCUUUAUUCUUCUCAGGCUUCAACACCCUUCUCCAAGCAGGGAUGUCUUCAUCUGCUUGCACCUGAACAUAUCCCUUUGUGGACCAGUGCAGCCCACCCAUACCCUUUGUCAGAAUGUCUGCCUUGUUCACUUUACCCAGUUACUUUAGGAAUGAAUUGUUGGGGAAGAGGCUUUUUUCUUUUAAUUGGCUUCUUGACAUUUUAAAAAAAUCCUUUUUUGAAUAAACAGUAAAUUUAACUCUCC